GCGGCCAGUAGCAGUCAGGAGAUAGAACUGGAAGAUCAGGCAGUGCUUAUUAUACUCAUCAUUAUUGCUGUUCUUAUUUUCCUUGUCAUCAUUUUCUGCAUCGUUGCAUUCUUAUGCAUCCGUGCUGCCAAACGUCAGAAGAAGGCCAUGUUGUUACACAAAACACAUGCAACACCACCUCCCCAGAUGAUGAUUGAACAAGAACCCGUUAUUGUUGAACCGGUAAUUUACGAUAAUCGUGCAUUUGUUACUGAAGAGCAAAACAUAGUGAUCCAGGAUGAUUCACCAAGAGUAGUGCAGCCAGAUCCUGUGCAUGUGCAAUAUGCCGUCGUUCAGAAACGUUCACCAUCUCCUCAGUACGUUGAAGAGACGACGUAUUUCGAGGACGAUCAAGACGCCAUCGUUGUUGAAUUGAAGGACGACGUUCCCAGACAGCAAGAUGUUUAUGACACUGAACCAGAGUAUAGAAUAGAAACUGAAGUUGUAACCGAUCAAGAGCGAAUGUAAAGAUAAAAUGCUACACUAUAAUAUACAUGUACGUAACUCAAUAAAAUGAUGUCAAUAAUACAAACUAUACAAAUGUUAAAGACAGUGAGAUGUUGUGACAGUUAUCAUGGUGUCAUGACACAAGAUAUGAUGUUUUGACAUUAAUAUUGUUAUUAUGACACAUUGCAUGUUGAUAUGACACUGGGGAUCAUGUCGUGUCACUGAAUAUAUUAUAUUGAAGCACUGAACUAAAUUUUAUGACUACUAAUUGCCAUCAUGAUAUGUUUUAUGACUAUUGCCAUCAUGAUAUGUUAGUAUAGACAUUACUAGUUACAUGUAACAUAUGAUGCUAGACUACUUGUUUUGUAUGAGUUUACAUUUUUAGAACAAAGUAGUUGAAGUACCACUAUCAAUAUUAAAUAGGUUAUUUUCUUCUUAUAAGGCAUUUACAUUUUAUAAUUUUCUUCGUUGAAUAAAAUGCUAAAAUACAGCAAUGAAUGUGAUAUGUAUUUUGAAUAUGUUAAAGAAUAAAAUAUACUUAUAUUUUUUUUGGCUUCAGGGAACAGUCUUCUGAAAAUAGAUUUGUAUAAGACAUUUACAUUUUUCUCCUAAUUGUGCAUGAUUUUCAUGAGAUUUAAUCCAUCUAAGUACAAACAUUUUCUACAGGUACUCUGUUAUUCUAAGAAUAGUAGUUUGCAAAUAAGUUAUGUGAUAGAUAACCAAUGUGCAUUGCAUCAUUGUGUCAGCUAAUAUUAUUUCUUUGAAGUAGAAGAAAUUGCUGUUGUAUUUUUUUUAUAAUUAUAGAGAUACACACAGUGGUUUAAUCACGAUCGUGUUCCAUAUUUGACUCAACAUGUACAAAUUGUAAAUAAUAUAUUGCUUGUAUAUAUUUUAUAUUAGUGCUAUACUAAAUUUUAUAUCCGUUUCACAAGAAAAUAAUGUUCAAAGUUUACCCCAUGAAGAUCUCUCUAUAAAGUUUUGGUAAAAAUAUUGAGAAUUUAUCUUUUACAUAUUGAUGAAUUGUCAACAGUUUGACAACAUAAAAUUCACCUUGAUUUCUCCAUUAAAUAAACACAAAUGUGUAAUAUAGUUGCCGUUUUUUGUUAAAGAUUUAAAAUGUUUAAUAUUUUAGAAUGAUGUUAGAUAUUUAAGAGCCAUGUUGAUUAUUUUGUUAAAUGAAUUCCACAUGUGAUAUUUCUGGAAAAUUUAAUGCAGUGAGUGAAUGAUUAAGUAAGACUUUUGUGCCCUGAAAAAUACUCAAACUGUUUAGAUUAUGUUCUUCUAUAAACUACAUGAUUAUACAGUGUUCAAGAAUAAUACAUUAAUUACAACCCCCAAAUAAAGAAUAUUUUUGAUUUUUUUCUUUUUCAAUUUUUUUUUAAAUAUGUUUACAGGGUUGCCAUCUUUCAAGAAGAACUUCUAUUUGAAAGGCCCUGUUAAACGAUAUUAAUUGUAAUCUCAAUGAAUUUCAGAUAACAAUAAAUAUUUGAAUGUAUAUCUUAAGUUUAUUUUAUAUGUACAAAUAGUACAUAGAUGUUUUUUACUGUGCAGAUAUAUAUUUUUGCUGAAUAAAAUUAAUAAAAAAUCA
This is a messenger RNA of Ruditapes philippinarum (Manila clam), 2074 nucleotides long. RefSeq lists its product as uncharacterized. Lineage: Eukaryota; Metazoa; Mollusca; Bivalvia; Venerida; Veneridae. The record is from RefSeq and is a predicted model, not a curated record.